Messenger RNA from Trichomonas vaginalis G3, 948 nucleotides. Its product is annotated as glycine-rich protein family. NCBI's taxonomy places the organism in Eukaryota, Parabasalia, Trichomonadida, Trichomonadidae. Bases 1 to 948 code for a protein of 315 amino acids. The record is from RefSeq and is a predicted model, not a curated record. The transcript has a single exon.
AUGUGCAAUUUUGUGUUUGGAGCGUUAUUAUUUAAGAGUAAUGUAUGGGAACUUCAUGAUGCCUCAAAAGGGGUACUUAAUCUUGUAAUAAAUUUUAGAGAAACAUCAAUUUAUUAUCCUUGCCAAUCUUCUUAUGAUUGCACAUAUUAUUCUUCUCAAUUUGCACCAGGAAUUUAUAAAGUAGAAGUUUGGGGUGCAAAUGGAGGAUCUUCGUAUACUAAUACAGACUUUCGCCAUAAUAACGGACAAGGCGGUUAUUCGCAAGGAGUAUUGAUACUAGAGUACCCUUCGACUGUAUUUGUUUUUAUUGGAGGUCAAGGAGAAAGCAGUAAAAUAGAUUCUUCAACUUUGCCUCACGGCGGUUAUAAUGGUGGAGGUGACUCUACCUGGGAUGAUCGGGAUACAGGUGACCAAGGGAGUGGUGGCGGAGGUGCUACAGACUUGAGAAUUAAUAGCACAGACCUAGAAAGCCGGGUUAUAGUUGCUGGUGGUGCAGGGGGAAAUGGAUUUGAUACCGGAUGGGGAGAGACUCUUCCUCCUGCAUUUGGCGGUGGGUUAGAAGCUGCUCCACCAAGAGGAAGAGAAACUGUAGGAAUACCUGCAUCACAAACAUACGGAUACUUAAAAGGCUUAGGCCAAAAUGGAAUAUAUAGAAGCGGUGGAACAUCGGGCGGUGGUGGAGGCGGUUAUUUUGGCGGUUUGACAAUUGAAGGAACAUAUGGAGGCCAGGGUGGUGGCGGCUCUGGAUAUAUAGGAGGUGUUACUAGCUAUAAUGGCAUCAUUGCCCAGACAAUUCCAGGAAAUGAGACCUUUCCACCUAAGUCAAAUAACGAGGGAAAUGUAUUUGCAAAAAUCACUUUGAUUGAAAAACUCCCAAAGGCUACAAAGUUUUUAGGUAAGUUUAAAAGAAAACGAUGUUUUUAUUUGUUUUGUUUAAAACAUAUUUAA